AUGCAGAGGCUCGUGCUGUCGAGUGUACAGCGUAGUAUACGGACGUCGGCGGUCCGUCGUUUGAUGUUGAGUACCAAGUCAUCUCUUCCCUCUUCUUCCAUGUCAGAAUCGUCUUCUGUCUUUACUAAAGUAGGACGUAACAUUCCAUUAAAAGUGGUGCCACGAACUGAGCGACAAGCGGCGCGUAAAGCCGCAAACCACUCGAUGGACGCCUCGGAGCACAAAGUCGUGCGUACGUCGUCACUUCCUGCUCGUAUUUCAUUUGCAGUAUUGGCUGGCAGUAUCUCUGGAUCCAUUUUAUGGCAUUUUAUGCUCGACGAUAGUAUUAAAUCCCGUAUCAAGGAGACAUUGGGCGCUACGUUCCUUGGCGAUGUCUAUGGAUUUGUGGCCAAGAAAGUACAGGAAACAGUCAAGCCUUUUACGGAUCCAUCACGACAAAAACUACUACCAGAUUGGCCAAUCCCUCAAGUACCAGCAAAUACGCCACCGGUUCCCGUCUUGGUACUGGAUUUAGAAGAUACACUUGUGCAUUCGGAAUGGAGUCGGAAACAUGGCUGGCGUCAUGCCAAGCGUCCAGGUGUGGACGAGUUUUUGGAGACAUUGUGCCAGUACUAUGAGAUUGUGAUUUUCUCACAGAACUACGGUGCAGAGGAGAUUGUGCAAAAGCUGGACCCAAAGCAAUGUGCACUGCACGUGCUGUCCCGUGAUGCUACGCGCUAUAUGAACGGUGCUCACGUGAAGGAUCUGUCGAACCUCAACCGGAAUCUGCGUCAAGUGGUGAUUCUAGAUGAUGAUCCAGCGGCGUAUCAAUUACAGCCGGAGAAUGCCAUUCCUCUCAAGCCUUUUACCGAUGGACGGGAUCGAGACGACCAUGAAUUGAAGGACUUGAUUCCAUUUCUAAAAGCGUUGGCAUCAGAGCGUGUUUCUGAUUUCCGCCAGGUUAUUGGUGAAUUCCGUGACGACGACGGUGUGAUUCGUGAUCUGGCCGCCAAAUACAGCGCUCGUGUGCAUCAGCUUGAGAUGCAGAAGGAACAGCAGAAGAAAAAGGGCUUUGGUGGUUUUGUUCGUGGACGAUUGUCGCAUCACCCUGCGUCGCAGACUAAAAGUGUUAGUGCUAGUGGAUUUUCUAGCAGUCCACAGCUGUGA
Peronospora farinosa is the source of this 1146-nucleotide messenger RNA. NCBI's taxonomy places the organism in Eukaryota, Oomycota, Peronosporomycetes, Peronosporales, Peronosporaceae. The record is from the annotation of a GenBank genome assembly.